AAAAAGGGUUCACAAUAAAUUUUAUAUUCAAAGUCCAAACACAAACUUAAACACCGCCGCGCCUUUACAUCUUCCUUUAAUUUCUCCGAAUCAUCUAACUCGCCGGAAAACACAGAGCCGAUAGCGAUGAGAUCCUUAAAAAAUCUGGUCCCAACAGUUCUGACACAUGCCCUCUUUUAUAGUUGUCUUAUAAAAAACCAUUAUUUUCUCAUAAAUGACCAUUGUUAUUGUUUCGUCUUUGGACACCGCUGGGAGCUGGCUUUGGGUUUUGCGUUUAUGGCACAACGACACUCCACCAGGAAUCCUGAAGUGAGAUUUUCAAAAUGGGAAUGGGAUCACAUUUUUAUUGCGAGUACUAUGGCUCUCACUCUUCCUGUUGACAACGAUCAAGUUUCUGUUGAUAUAAUUGACAAUGCUAUGGUAAUCACUACGCCAAUAAUUGACGACAACGAUUCUCAAGUUUCCAUUGGGAGUGCUUUGGCUAUUGUUGAUGUUCUUUCAACCGACAAUGAUCAGGUUUCUGUUGAUAUUCUUUGAUGAUGCUUUGAAAAUUCUAAGCACUUGAGACAGACUCAAAGUAAGAAACCCCAAUAAAAUUUUCUAUAUAUUCACAGACCACUCUUUGAAUUAUGAAAUUUGUAAUUCUCUAUUCUUCAACUUUUAUUUGGAUCAAUUUGCCUAGUUUGUAAA
Benincasa hispida (wax gourd) is the source of this 690-nucleotide messenger RNA. Lineage: Eukaryota; Viridiplantae; Streptophyta; Magnoliopsida; Cucurbitales; Cucurbitaceae. The record is from RefSeq and is a predicted model, not a curated record.